UGGACACUACGACUAGCAUGGCUCUGUAUAAAGGAUACCCUUUCCCUGUCUAGGAGAAACAAUCUUGCAAAGCAGCCUAAUACCAAGUUUCUACUUGAGGGACGAAGUCCAUUCCACCGGACCAUCAUGAAGUUGCAGGCAACUCUACCCCUCGCCGUUUUAUUUUUUGCUGCGUCUGUUACUUCCAGCGGGACCAACGAUGUCUGGGGCCUCGUCGCAACCCUUUCACAGGCGCCUUCCGGUGACGGCUAUCUCCACCUAGGUGAUGACGGCGUCUUGAGAUCCCUUAGUGAAUCUGGAGACGUGCUAGCAUAUCGACAAUUAGACCCCGAACAAAUCAAUCAGUACAUCAAUCGCUUUCCGUCGCCGGCUAAGGAACAUCUUCUCGGGGUCUUAAAGGUGUUGAUGGUCGAGACGUGAUUGAGAUUGCGCAACUCGCCCACCCCGACUUAAAAGCACUACUCCCAGAGCCUGAUGAAGCCAGUGUUCCUGUUGCCAGUUCCUCCUCUACACUCAAUCACCUGGCGGAGCGCGCAUGUCACAACUAUGCUUGCUCAGGUCCCGUCUUGUGCUAUUCUUAUACCUGCUCUGGUUGUGCUAAGGCAGACCAUCUUUACUGGAGCGUCUGCUAUUGAGGGGCGAUGGAAUCUUUGGGCAAGUUUUAAGGUGUUUGAGAUUUACGUGAACCGUUCAUCCUUCUCACUAGUAGAUGACAGGGCACUUUUGCUUUCAGAUAUUCAACAUGGAAUAUCCAAGCUUUUGCCGCUCCUGACCAACUUACGGCUAUUCUGGUAUUUUUCCG
Molecule: messenger RNA, 802 nt
Organism: Aspergillus uvarum CBS 121591
Lineage: Eukaryota; Fungi; Ascomycota; Eurotiomycetes; Eurotiales; Aspergillaceae
Exons: 2
Coding region: 127-420 (97 amino acids)
Source: RefSeq, a predicted model, not a curated record